Molecule: messenger RNA, 993 nt
Organism: Coffea eugenioides
Lineage: Eukaryota; Viridiplantae; Streptophyta; Magnoliopsida; Gentianales; Rubiaceae
Exons: 1
Coding region: 1-993 (330 amino acids)
Source: RefSeq, a predicted model, not a curated record
AUGGCCAACAACCAAACAUUGAGGGAGCUGGCUGCCCCGGAGCUGACUCACCAGCCCUUAUGCAUCACAUUCCCCGCUUUGGCUGAGAAUACCGCUUUCGAACUGAAGUCGGGGUUGAUUCAACUCUUACCCUCUUUCCAUGGUCUCUCUGGCGAAGAACCCCACAAGCACGUAAAGGAGUUCGAGGUGGUCUGCUCUAGUAUGAAACCUCCUGGGGUCACUGAAGAGCAAAUUAGACUGAGAGCCUUCCCGUUCUCUCUCAAAGAUGCAGCUAAAGAUUGGCUGUACUACCUACCAGCAGGUAGUAUUACCACAUGGGCGCAGCUGAAAAAGAAAUUCUUGGAAAAAUUCUUCCCUGCAUCCCGGGCUGCGAGUUUGAGGAAGGAGAUCUGCGGCAUAAAACAAUACCCCGGUGAGUCCUUGUACGAAUACUGGGAAAGGUUUAACAAGUUGUGCACUAGAUGCCCGCAGCAUCAAAUUAGUGAGCAACUGUUAAUCCAAUACUUCUCCGAAGGGCUCCAAUCAACCGAUAGGAGUAUCAUCGACGCUGCAAGUGGGGGAGCACUGGCAAACAAGACACCAAGGGAAGCGUGGGAGCUCAUCGAAGCCAUGGCAGAGAACUCCCAGCAAUUUGGCUCCCGUGAGAGCAACCCUCCCCGUAGAGUCAACGAGGUAGAGAUUUCAUCCUUACAGCAGCAAAUGUCAGAACUGACGUCAGUUGUUAGGCAAUUAGCCAUGAGAGACGCGCCGCGAGCGAAGGUGUGUGGAAUAUGCACUAGCAUGAACCAUUGCACAGACUCGUGCCCCAUUUUGCAAGAGGACGGGGCGGAACAGGUAAACAUGGCCGGAGACGUGCCCGCGCCCCGCAGGCAGUACGACCCAUACUCCAAUACGUACAAUCCGGGCUGGAGGGACCAUCCCAAUCUCAGUUAUGGGAACAGGCAACAAAAUGCAUUUCCAAAUCGUCCACCAGGAUUCCACCAGCCAUGGUAA